GUACUGAGUGGUUCUUGAAAUUAAUGUAUUUUUUUUGGCUACUUCUCAGAGAAAUCUGAUCCGAGAGGCAACUGCUUUUCUCCUUGAUGUUUUAAAACCAAACCUACCAGAGCAUGGGUUCCUUCAGACAAAGGUGUUGGAGAUAAAUCUGGUGACUUUCCCUAAUGUUGCUGAUGCAAUAUUGGCUAAUGGCAUGUUCAGCCAUUAUGACCGUCCUCGUAUUGCUCAACUUUGUGAAAAAGCUGGCCUUUACGUGCGAGCUUUGCAACAUUACACAGAGUUGCCAGAUAUAAAACGUGUGAUUGUUAAUACGCAUGCAAUUGAACCUCAGUCACUUGUAGAGUUUUUUGGUACACUGUCACGAGAAUGGGCAUUAGAGUGCAUGAAGGACCUACUGCUGGCAAAUCUUAGGGGGAACCUUCAGAUCAUUGUGCAGGUUGCUAAAGAAUAUUGUGAGCAAUUGGGGGUUGAGGCCUGCAUAAAAAUUUUUGAGCAGUUUAGGUCGUAUGAGGGAUUGUAUUUUUUCCUUGGAUCUUACUUGAGCUCCAGCGAGGAUCCUGACAUUCACUUUAAGUACAUUGAGGCAGCUGCAAAGACAGGUCAAAUCAAGGAGGUUGAGCGUGUGACAAGAGAAUCAAAUUUCUAUGAUGCUGAGAAAACUAAAAACUUUCUUAUGGAGGCUAAGCUUCCAGAUGCUCGGCCUUUGAUAAAUGUUUGCGAUCGUUUUGGAUUUGUUCCAGAUCUAACUCACUAUCUGUACACAAGCAACAUGCUUCGCUACAUUGAAGGCUAUGUUCAAAAGGUAAACCCAGGGAAUGCUCCUUUAGUUGUGGGGCAGCUGCUGGAUGAUGAAUGCCCAGAAGAUUUUAUCAAGGGCUUGAUUCUUUCUGUUCGUUCGUUACUACCAGUGGAGCCCCUUGUGGAGGAAUGUGAGAAGAGGAAUCGGCUUCGUUUUCUCACACAAUUCUUGGAACAUCUUGUAAGUGAGGGAAGCCAGGAUGUACAUGUUCACAAUGCACUGGGUAAAAUUAUCAUUGAUAGCAACAACAACCCAGAACAUUUCCUCACGACCAACCCAUACUAUGAUUCUAGAGUUGUGGGCAAGUACUGUGAGAAACGUGAUCCCACCUUAGCUGUUGUAGCUUAUCGGCGAGGACAAUGUGAUGAUGAACUUAUCUAUGUCACUAAUAAAAAUUCUUUGUUCAAACUGCAAGCAAGAUAUGUUGUUGAGAGAAUGGAUGGUGAUCUGUGGGCCAAAGUUCUUGAUCCUGAUAAUGACUAUAGAAGGCAACUUAUUGAUCAAGUUGUAUCCACUGCUUUGCCAGAAAGCUCAAGCCCUGAGCAAGUUUCUGCAGCUGUUAAGGCUUUCAUGACAGCUGAUCUGCCUCAUGAACUGAUUGAACUUCUUGAGAAGAUCGUCCUUCAGAAUUCUGCAUUCAGUGGGAACUUUAAUUUGCAGAAUCUUCUUAUUUUGACAGCGAUAAAGGCCGAUCCGUCCAGAGUUAUGGAUUAUGUCAAUAGGUUGGAUAACUUUGAUGGACCUGCAGUUGGAGAAAUGGCUGUAGAAGCUCAGUUAUAUGAGGAAGCAUUUGCCAUUUUUAAGAAGUUCAACUUGAAUGUUCAAGCAGUCAAUGUGUUACUUGAUAAUAUUCAUAGCAUUGAUAGAGCUGUGGAGUUUGCUUUCAGAGUCGAAGAAGAUGCUGUUUGGAGUCAGGUGGCCAAGGCUCAACUCAGGGAUGGGCUAGUAAGUGAUGCGAUUGAAUCAUUUAUACGAGCAGAUGAUUCUACACAAUUUUUAGAUGUUAUCCGUGCUGCUGAAGAUGCCAAUGUUUACCAUGACUUGGUGAAAUACUUGCUGAUGGUAAGGCAGAAAGCAAAGGAACCCAAGGUUGACAGUGAGCUCAUUUAUGCAUAUGCAAAGAUUGAUAGGCUAAGUGACAUUGAGGAGUUCAUUCUUAUGCCAAAUGUUGCCAAUCUUCAAACUGUUGGUGACCGGUUGUAUGAUGAAGCAUUAUAUGAGGCUGCAAAAAUCAUAUUUGCUUUUAUAUCUAACUGGGCCAAGUUGGCCAUCACACUGGUCAAAUUAAACCAGUUUCAAGGUGCUGUUGAUGCAGCAAGGAAAGCUAACAGCUCAAAGACAUGGAAGGAAGUUUGCUUUGCUUGUGUUGAUGCAGAGGAGUUUCGUUUGGCCCAGAUUUGUGGACUGAACAUAAUUAUUCAGGUGGAUGACUUGGAAGAAGUCAGUGAGUAUUACCAAAAUAGAGGUUGCUUCAAUGAGCUAAUAUCUCUCAUGGAGAGUGGUUUAGGGUUAGAAAGAGCUCAUAUGGGCAUCUUUACUGAGCUUGGAGUUCUAUAUGCUAGAUACCGCCCUGAGAAGCUUAUGGAGCAUAUCAAACUAUUCUCAACCAGGCUCAAUAUUCCCAAACUCAUACGAGCUUGCGAUGAACAACAGCACUGGAAAGAAUUGACCUAUUUGUAUAUACAAUAUGAUGAGUUUGAUAAUGCUGCAACUACCAUCAUGAACCAUUCACCUGAAGCAUGGGAUCACAUGCAAUUCAAAGAUGUUGUUGUUAAAGUUGCUAAUGUGGAAUUGUAUUAUAAGGCUGUCCACUUCUACUUGGAAGAGCAUCCAGAUCUUAUAAAUGAUGUUCUGAAUGUCCUUGCACUUCGUGUGGAUCAUGCUCGUGUUGUUGACAUCUUGCGGAAGGCUGGUCACCUUCGCCUUGUGAAACCAUAUAUGUUUGCGGUUCAAAGCAACAAUGUAUCUGCUGUUAAUGAAGCAUUGAAUGAGAUAUAUGUUGAGGAGGAGGAUUAUGAUAGACUGCGCGAGUCUAUUGAUCUGUAUGAUAACUUUGAUCAAAUAGGCCUUGCCCAAAGGAUUGAAAAGCAUGAGCUUCUUGAGAUGAGACGAGUUGCUGCUUAUAUUUACAAGAAGGCAGGUAGGUGGAAGCAGUCUAUUGCUUUGUCAAAGAAGGAUAACCUAUACAAAGACGCCAUGGAGACAGCUUCACAAUCUGGAGAACGUGAACUUGCUGAGGAGUUGCUUGUUUAUUUCAUCGAUCAGGGAAAGAAGGAAUGUUUUGCCUCAUGUCUAUUUGUUUGCUAUGAUUUGAUCCGGGCAGACAUUGUUCUUGAACUAGCUUGGAUGCACAAUAUGGUGGACUUUGCCUUCCCCUAUCUAUUGCAGUUUAUUCGUGAGUACACUGGCAAAGUCGAUGAGCUAGUGAAGGACAAAAUUGAAGCACAAAACGAAGUGAAGGCUAAGGAGCAUGAAGAAAAGGAGGUAGUUGCACAGCAGAACAUGUAUGCUCAAUUAUUGCCCCUUGCUUUGCCUGCACCACCAAUGCCUGGAAUGGGAGGCCCAGUAGGAAUGGGAGGAGGCUUUGCUCCUCCCCCUCCAAUGGGUGGACUUGGGAUGCCCCCAAUGCCUCCAUACGGCAUGCCACCCAUGGGCAGUAGCUACUGACAUUUACGCUGGCAAAGUAUAGCGUGAACUCCUCUAUGAAGAGCAGUGUAUCGAAACUUCAAAGUUUUGCGUAGAAUAUCUUGUGUGAUUUGGAUGUAGCAUUCUUUCUUUGCUUCUGGUGGUGCUGGGAGAUUCCAAGUUAAAAUAAUUGAAGUUUCUGUCUAGAUUGUGUAGGUCUUGUAAGUUUCUUGUUUUCUCUGGGUUGUAGUUGAGGCAUUUUUUGAGCUGUGCUGGUUCUAAUUAACCAUAAAUUUCUGUAUUCUACCAUUUUUCUUGUAUUAAAUGAGUUAGUCUUAGUUAUAGACCAAACAAAAACUGAAUUACUCCUAGUAUAUACGAAAUUCACGACCUUAACAACCAGCUUGAUCUU
This is a messenger RNA of Vigna umbellata (rice bean), 3836 nucleotides long. The record is from RefSeq and is a predicted model, not a curated record. Lineage: Eukaryota; Viridiplantae; Streptophyta; Magnoliopsida; Fabales; Fabaceae.